AUGACAAGAACAUCUACUUCGUUAUAUGCCACCUCCAAAUUACGGCUACCUCCGUGGCUCCCUGAUUUUGACUACGAUUCUGCCGUCAAACAUCGGUCGAUACGUAUAGAAAAUGAAAUCGGGAUCGGCGAUGUUGGUCGUUACCGUCAACAAUCGGGAUGUGUAUCUUCGAAUAUCCAUUUUUCCCACAAAGCUGCUUUCAACAGCAUACGGUCGAAAUGGAAAUGCGAAAUUGUUAUGCUGGUGACAUUUUCAGCGCUAAAAAAGGAAAGCAAGUUGAAAGCUGUAAGUCCUAUGACAAAUCAAAUCGAUGCCAUUUUUGUGCGAGACAAUACGGAGGAAAAUGCGGCAAUCUGCGUGGAAACUGUUGGUCACUACGCACAGGCGAAGAUCGCCGUGACCGGAACCGUUCGGAAGGAGACGAUGUGA
Molecule: messenger RNA, 429 nt
Organism: Necator americanus (New World hookworm)
Lineage: Eukaryota; Metazoa; Nematoda; Chromadorea; Rhabditida; Ancylostomatidae
Exons: 4
Coding region: 1-429 (142 amino acids)
Source: RefSeq, a predicted model, not a curated record